Messenger RNA from Hyaloscypha bicolor E, 912 nucleotides. RefSeq names its product aflatoxin b1-aldehyde reductase. The transcript has 2 exons. NCBI's taxonomy places the organism in Eukaryota, Fungi, Ascomycota, Leotiomycetes, Helotiales, Hyaloscyphaceae. Bases 1 to 912 code for a protein of 303 amino acids. The record is from RefSeq and is a predicted model, not a curated record.
AUGCCUGUGCUCACAUCUCCAGGCGUCGAACAAACACGCAUCCACAACCUCCCCGCCGCCUCCGCCAUCCUCGACUAUUCCCAGUCUCACGGCCACAACGAGAUUGACACCGCACGCGUCUACGGCGGUGGUUCCUCUGGAGAGCAACUGGGCAAUCUCGACUUGCAAAAGCGCCAUCUGGGGAUGGGAACGAAAUCCUACCCUCAUUCGGAGGAGUCCCCGGCGAAACUCCCUCUCAUUUCCGCGGCGGACUUACGAAGCACGCCGUUUGAAGAGACUUUCAAGGCGACAGAUGAGAUAUAUAGAGGAGGGUUGUUUGACAGAUUCGGAAUCUCAAAUUACAUGGCAUGGGGAGUUGCUUAUAUCAAUGAGGUUUGCAUCGAGAAUGGCUCAAGAAGACCGACUAUUUGCCAGGGUGUGUAUAACGCGAUACACCGUACCAGUGAUACGGAACAAUUGCCAGCACUGAGAUAUUUCGGCAUGGCCUUUUAUGUGUUGUCUGCUUUGGCGGGCGGGUAUCUUACAGAUUGGUAUUCGAGGGUGGUCGCGAAGGCUUCGGAGGGAGGCGGGAAGAUUGAGGAGGGGAGCCGCUUUGAUGGAAAGACGAGCCAGGAUAAGAGUUAUCGGCAGAGGCACUGGAAUGAGAGUAUGUUUACAGCACUUGAUCUGAUUCGAAGUGUGGCAGGGAAACAUAAUUUGACGGAAGUGGAGAGUGCGUUGCGGUGGUUGAUGUAUCAUAUCAGGUUGGACGUGGGGAGUAGCGAUAAGGUUAUUAUUGGGGCGAGUAGUGAGAAGCAUCUUGACAAGAAUUUGCUGGAUUUUGAAAAAGGUUCGUUGCCGGAUGAUGUGGUGCAAGCGCUGGACGAGGUGUGGAGGAUGGCAAAGGGGGUGGCUUGUAGUUACUAUCACUGA